AUGGGUCGCCAUCUCCAUUUGCAAAUCCCAACUUUCCGGCAAGAACCAGACUACAAUAUGUGCGUAUGUCUAAUCGGUACAUUACAUUUACUAGCGUCCUAUCUGCCGUUCAGCAAUCCCAAUAGAAGCGGUGAAGAACCUACAUCUUCUGAGACAGAUUCAGACGAUGAAUACGCGGCGUUGAGCGAGGUUGGAGCUCCUGAACCUGUCGAUAGAGAACAGCACCCAUACCACUCGGAGAUCAAUCUCGAACAGGCACUUUCACUUAGUGGCUCAGAUAUUUUCAGCCAUUUGAGUGAAGUGUGUGCCCCAUCGCCAGUACCUCGAGAAGACAACUCCCUCUACCGCCGAGCAAGCCUCGAAGAUCAUCUCUCUGCACUACGGAAGCACCAUCAUAAGAGCCACUAG
Aspergillus pseudotamarii is the source of this 408-nucleotide messenger RNA. RefSeq lists its product as uncharacterized. The transcript has a single exon. Bases 1 to 408 code for a protein of 135 amino acids. Lineage: Eukaryota; Fungi; Ascomycota; Eurotiomycetes; Eurotiales; Aspergillaceae. The record is from RefSeq and is a predicted model, not a curated record.